CCCCUGCUCUUCCUGCGCACGCGCGGUGCGGUUUGGGGGAGACGGUCUGAUUGCAGUGCGCAGCCGGGGCGGGUACAGGCCGCGCCGGGAGAUGUCGGCGGGGCAGGGGGGGCCGGUGCCUGAGCCUGAGCCGGAGGCCGAUGGUGAGUCGCACGUCUUUGAAAUUGUUCUCCCAGUCACCGUCUUUGUGCUGAGCGAUGAUGACUUUCUCCAAGAUGACGCGGAGGAGCCGGUGGCGUCCUUUCCAGAGCUGGAGGAUGAGUGGAAGCAUAACUUAAACAACAGCGUUUUCCUAAAAAGCGAUGUGAUGCCUUCAAGUGACAGUAACAGUUUGAGCAUUUGGGAAGAAAACAGCGCUCCAAAUGAGGAUAAUAGUUUGAAAUGCUAUGGAGAAGAAUUGGCUGCCGAGAGUGUGUGUAACAGAUCAAAAUCAACAUCUUUAAGUGAUCAAUGUGAUGCAGGCACAGAUAAAUAUAGUCAAAAUGGUGUGUUGCCUACAUCGUCUUGCAAAACAGAGCUUACGGAGAUAAACGAAACCAGCGACAGAAAAGAACGUGAUGGUGAUGAUGGCCUUCAGAAGAUGCCUCCUCCCCUCUCCUCUGCUGGCAAUGAAGGUAGAGAUGACAUUGUCAAGACAAGCAGUCAGUUGGCAUUGGCAGUGAUAUCUGAAUGUGAAGAGAAGCUCGUCAGAACUGCAAGUCUUGGUUCUGAUGGCAGUCGAGAGAAACAACCAGAAAUUCACACGGAGAUGGAGACAGUUGUUGAAAUGGAAGAUCCUGAUUCUUCAAAGAAUGGAGAUAAUGAAUCUACUAACAGAAAAAGAAGCGAAUGUGAACAUGAAACUCUGAGUUCUCGUUUGGAAUAUGGCCUGAAAGAAGAACUGAAACUUACCUAUAAUUGUUCUGCUCCAUUUCAUAAUGGAUGUUCUCCUACUUCAGAAGAAUUGCUAAAAGAUCUAGGGAAACUGGAGUCAAAUGCUUCCACUUCCGCUGAAUCAAAUACUACUGGAGAGCAUAUUUAUAAGACAUUAACACCAUUUCCUAGAAAAAGACAUCAGCAACAAAAAGUUGCUUCUUCUCUUGCAAGCCCAAAAGAAUUCCAAAGCCAGCAAGACAAUUUAGCAUGGCUAAGUAAUAAUGUGACCUUCAUACCUCUUUCUAAAGCAUCUUGUUCUAUAAAUAAGCCUGAAAGAUUGAAUUUUAAGUGCAGGUUUUGUAGUUCUUUAUAUAAAUACAGUGCGCAUCUAAAGAAACAUCUUUAUUCAGCUCAUAAAGAUAAGAAAAUACAUAAAUGCUGCUUUUGUAAAAGAACCUUCUUCUUUUUUGUCAACCUUAAGAAUCACCUUAAACUUCAUAAUAAAAUGACUAGGUUGCAAAAGGCAAGAAAAAACAGAAUAAAUGCGAGAAAAGCUAGUCAGAGAAAAUCUGAAGAAAGGAAAUUUGAGACCAAGAAAAGAGAAAGUAAAUAUGAGAAAUUUUUCAUCAAAAUUGAAAGGGACUUUACACCUCUGGGUGUGCCAGUUAGUUUUUCCUGCAAAAUUUGUUUCUUUACUUCAUCAAAUCCGAGGAUUUUUAUUCAUCACAUGAAAGGACAUAAAGCGAAACCACCUUACCAGUGUCCUCAAUGUGAAUAUUCCUGCAUUAGCUUAUCCUAUCUGUUAAAUCACAUGUACUGGCAUGCUGGAUAUAAGCUGUACCAGUGCAGGUUUUGCACCUUUUUCUCAUUAUAUUUUGCAAGCAUGGUAAGGCAUAGCUACAUACACACAGGGGCUAAACCAUAUUCCUCCGAGUUCUGCCAGUCAGCAUUCACAAGCACCACUGGGUUAGAGAGACACGGAAGAUUACAUGUGGGCAAAGAACCAUGCCAAGGGCAGCAAUGCGACUUUGUAAGUGGAAGGAAGAGAACUCGAAGACCUUUAAAGAAUUAUACAUGUGAUGAGUGUAACAUAGUGUUUUACACUAGAGGGCAUCUCAGCUUUCAUAAGAAAUUUCAUGAACAGUUUAAGGCUCCUGCUAAUGGAUAUAUGAAUCAGAGCAAUGAAUAUCAUAAAGACAAAAUAUGCAAAGUUGACAGUGUCUCCCAGGAUCAUGUUUCUCUGUCUCCUGGUAAAGAAAAUGAUUGUCUCAGUGGGGGAAUGCUGGCUCCAGAAGUAGACUUUGAGUGGGCAGGUGAUGUGCAGGACAAUAAGAAAAUGUGCUCUGGAAAGAAAAUCCCUGAAAACAGCCAUGGAAGCAGCAGCUUACCAUUUAUUGGGAAUAGAUCAGAAGUUCCUCUGAAUUCAUACAAAAUGGAUGCAGUCCUUUGCAAAGAGCAACCUCUAUUCAACUCCAAGACCUCUCAUUCACAAGUUCAAGAUGAUGAUGCAUAUCAUAAAUUUGUGGAAAAAUUAAAGGAUACGUGGCCGUCCAGUUUGUCUACAUUCAAAAUGUACAAGUGCCAACGCUGCAAUUAUGCUACUGCUGUCCAUAGUGACUUUAAGCUGCACCUAAAAAUACAUACAGAUGAAAGACUGUUUGUGUGUAAAGAAUGCAAUAAGGCAUUUCAAACAUCAAGCCAUUUGAAGAAACACAGCCUUGUUCACAUUAAGAAUGAAUACGAGUUUGGCCAUUGCCUCUAUGUAGAUAGCCGCUUAGAAGAUCUUGAAUUGCAACAUGAAAUGCAUGUAGGCAUGUGUCCAGAGAGAGAAUUUCGUUCCUCGGAAGGUUCAAACAGCAUCCAUUCCUUGCUUGGUUCGGAAUUCUGUGGAGUACAGCCAGAUGUCCAGAGAGGCAGAGAAGAUGAUUUGCUAGAACAAAGUCAGCCACAAUUCUAUCAGUGUGCAGAGUGUGAGUACACUACUUAUAUUUUAAGUAACCUUGAACUGCAUGUAAGAACUCACACAGGUGAGAAACCCUACAGCUGCAGUGUUUGUCAGAAGAAGUUUCGUACUUCCAGUCACCUGAAAAGACACAGAGUCACACAUUUUAAUAUGGAGCAUCUCAAGUGUAGGAACUGUGACUAUUCAACAAACAAAUGGCUGUCCUUGAAACAGCAUCUGGCUUCACACUCGUGUGGGGAAAGCUUAUCUACUGGCUGUCUCUAUGAACAAAAGCAGCUACCUGUCAAAACAUACACGUGUGAAGAGUGUGGCUAUUGCACAGCCCACAACGGAAACUUGAAGCUACACCUGAGAAUUCAUACGGGGGAGAAGCCCUUCAAGUGCAGUCAGUGUGCUCUUGCUUUCCGCACAUCUAGCCACCUGAAGCGCCACUUACUGACCCAUUUAAAAUUGCGCUGCAGAAGGUGUAAAUUUUCUACGGUAGAUAAACUUGCUUUCCAAAAGCAUGUAAAAACACAUGCAAAAAAGUACAAGUGUGGAACGUGUAAUGUGAUGCUGCCUACCAAAAAACUUCUGGAAAAGCAUAAGCGGCAACAUAAGCUUGGAGUAUAAGCUUGGGAAUUGCAAGUUGGCACUCGAUUCUGGAGGUGGUUACGUGUCCUGAAUUUGCUCAUUGUUUUAUAUUCCCCUGCUGUCCCCAGAAUGAUGGCUGGUAAUGGAUGCAGCUAGCGUUUUGAUCCAGAGAGUGAGACUCAGGGGUAAUGGCUUGCUCCAGGUUCUUCUGAGGGCUUCAGUUCUGGCACAGCUGGGGCUAAAGAAGAUCUUGGAGGCAUUUUUUCAUGCCCGAGUAAUUUCUUAAUACCAUGAGGUCAGUUAUGAUUUGGCCAAUAUUCAUCAGUUUAAACAGUUACUCUGUGCCACUUAUUUUCUUGUAAAAAAAGUUAAUUAAAAAAAAAUCUCAUGUCUAAAUGAAAGAAUGCUUAAAGGGAGGGAAGGAAGUGCACGUUAUAUUGUGUAGUAAUAACUCUUCAUUUAAAAAUUGUCAGUGUGUUUGGAUGCUUAAUGCUACCUCCCAUCUGCUAAAAGUUGCAUUCCGUACUCCCAGGUUCUCUUGCAAUACUUGCAAGGAAGAAAAAUAGUAUCUCACCAAAUUACAGAAAUAAGAUUGAUGUCAUCACAGGAUAAUUGUGAAAAUGUGUUCUGUAUGUGUGUGUCUAUAAAAGGUUUAUUAGGCAGUUAUCUUACUGGUACGUGGGGUAAUUCUUUGAGCAGUCUGACAGAAAUGGUAAUGUCCUUAAUCGGAUACUUUAUGAUACUGAGAAUCCUUAAGUUAAUCUUCAAUUUUAAGCAAAUGUCUAAUGUUAAUCUAGUAUGAAAUUCUUUAUCUUUUCUCAGGCUGGUAGUUACUGUGUUCUUUGUUUCUUAAAACAGACAAUAUUAUGCUUUCAAAGAACUUCUGUUAAUUUAACCACUUGCUGGUAUGUCGCAAAUACUACUUUAGUUAAAUAAAAACCUUAGCAGUAUCUUGAACUGUAAACUUUAUUUUGUUAAAGAGCUUUACUGUGUGUCUAAAAUACCAUGUAUAAGGGCCACUUGUGCCAAACGGCAGCUGUUACCUGGUAUGGUGAAGACAGAUGGAUCGUUCCUCCACUUUGUAUUCAAAUCUAGACAAAUCUUUGCUUGUUUUACAGAGAUAUACAGAAUGACUGAAACACAGAAUGGCAGGGCUUGGAAGGGACCUCUGGAGAUCAUCUUGUCCAACCCCCUACUUGAGCAGGCACACCCAGAGCAGGGGGCACAGGAACGCGUCCAGGCAGGUGCAGAAACUCAUACGUGGACAUCACUGACUGUAGUAUGUUCAGUGGUCUCGAUAACAGCGGUGUUACCCUCCUGUGUGGGGAAAGACUAACUGUCCCCUAACGUUACAGUUCAGCCCAUGAGACAGCAGAGUAAAGCUAUAGCUUAAUUUAGAGAAUGUAAACAUGAAACUAGCAUUUUUUACUGUUCUCUAAUGUAUGCUUUUCUUCAUAAAUAUAAUAUUUUGCAGAGGCUCUCUGGUAGUAUAGGAGAUGGGCUUGAAAUGGUUGCCCAGAGAGGUGGUGAAGUCUCCCUCUUUGCAGAUACUCUGGACGUGGUCCUGGCCAACCAGCUCUGCGUGGCCCUGCAUGAGCAGGGCUUUGGACCAGAUGGCCUACAGAGGUCCCGCAGCCGUUCUGUGAUUUGGAACUCAAUUUUCCAAGAGUGAUUGAAACUCAUGAAUAGAUAUAUGUAUAUGCCAGAUCAGCAAAGGUCUUUAAAGUGAUCUAGUUCUUUGUAGUCGCAGUAAAAUCAGACAAGUAAAUAUGUCUGACUGUGAACCCUGGUAGUUACAGAUGUUUUUACUACAAGCUGGGAAGUUGCCAUCUGGGAAUCAGUGAUUCAAAUCAUAGAAUAAUUGAGCUAACACCCGACACAGUUGUGAAAAAGAAGAACACACUGUUAUACAAGCAUGGAUAAAUUUUUACCUGCAUUACUGUACAAUUCUGAUCAUUUAUUUUAAGAAAAAACUCAAAAGAACCAGUACAAAGAGGAAACGAAACUGGUGAAGACAAUUGUAAGCCUAAAGAUCAGAUCAGAUUAAGAAAGCUACAUCUGAGAAUAGUUGUUUAAAAGUAUGGUGUACAAUGAUGAAGAAGGGAGCCCAAUUUAAGGGGAAAAAUUCAUUGACAGAAAUUGUAAAAGGAGUUUGUAAGAAGCAUAAGUUUUUAUUUUAGUUGUAAGUAAGAACAGAAGACAUUUUCAGAUGGAGCUUGAUGAGUUUGUAGAAAUAAUUAUUCUGGGUUGUUGCCUCUAAUAAAAAAUAAAGUGUUUCAUGACU
This is a messenger RNA of Phalacrocorax carbo (great cormorant), 5675 nucleotides long. Lineage: Eukaryota; Metazoa; Chordata; Aves; Suliformes; Phalacrocoracidae. The record is from RefSeq and is a predicted model, not a curated record.